CGUCAGCGUUGCAAGUUGAUGGUACGAUUGAAGAUAAUCUUAAUAAUGUAAACGAAAACUAUUUAGCCACAAUUUUCUCUAUAAGAAAAUCGAUCUAAGUAUAUGUUAAUAAGUGUAAUUUAUUGGUUGUUAUGUUUAAUUUUUAUUUAUAUUCAUAAAUAAAUUUAAAUUUGGUGACAUCGUUGAUAAUCAAACAAAGAAAGUUUUGUUUGCAAGUCUGAGGUGAAAGUGUGUUUAAUAUGUUGCGUUCCAAAUCGUGAAGACAUGUUCCUCGUCUAUCGUCCAUAUAGUGUUAAUUAAUCAGGUACCUCCAAUUAAGGUGGGCAGGUCAAGUGUAAGAAUUUUGUCAUUUUCCUUGUGUUUCUAACAUAAAUUCAAAGAUGAGUCUCACGAUGGAACCCAAAAGUGACCUAGAAUUUAUACUCAAAAAUUUACUAGCUGGUGGUGUAGCAGGUAUGUGUGCAAAAACUACAGUUGCUCCAUUAGACCGUAUCAAGAUACUGUUACAAGCGCAGUCAGUACACUACAAACAGCAUGGUGUGUUUGGAGGACUUAUGGCUAUUGUUAAACAAGAAUCAUUAAUUGCAUUAUAUAAAGGAAAUGGUGCUCAGAUGGUUCGGAUUUUCCCAUAUGCUGCGACCCAGUUUACUAGCUUUGAAAUUUACAAAAGGUAUCUGAGCGGUCUGAGUAUACCGCUAGUUCAGCACGGUGACAAGUUCGUAGCGGGCGCGGGCGCCGGCGUGACGGCGGUCACGCUCACGUAUCCACUGGACACAAUUCGGGCGAGACUCGCUUUCCAAGUGACAGGCGAACAUCGAUAUACCGGGAUAGUGCAUGCUGCCACAACGAUAUUUAAAACUGAAGGCGGUAUUCGCGCACUAUACCGUGGCUUCGUGCCCACGAUGGUGGGUAUGGUGCCGUACGCUGGCUUCAGUUUCUACUGCUUCGAGUCGCUCAAAUUCUUCUGUAUGAAAUAUCUGCCUAGCACGCUGUGUCGCAAAUGCGAAAGGAAUACAGGUGGACUGGUGUUAACAGUUCCCGGCAAGCUAGUAUGUGGCGGGCUGGCGGGUGCAGUCGCGCAAUCCGUGUCCUACCCGCUAGACGUCACACGGCGACGUAUGCAGCUCGCCUGCAUGCAUCCAAGUACCGCCAAGUUCGGAAGCACGGGCAUGGUGAAAACUCUGACGCUGAUAUACCAAGAUAAUGGUAUAGUGAAGGGCCUGUAUCGAGGCAUGACCAUCAACUACAUCCGCGCCAUCCCCAUGGUGGCGACCUCCUUCUCCACCUACGAGCUCAUGAAGCAACUCCUUCACCUCGACACUGGGAUGAAACUGUCAUAGACGAACCAGCUACUUCUAACGUCGAUAAAAACCUAACACAGUAUAUAUACAAAGAACUAUUGUUAGAAUAUUGAGAAUAUUUUGAGACAUAAAUGAAGUUUAAAGAGGUGUAAAUUAAAUUUUAAAUAGUGAAAAAAUAUGUUAUUAUUUUUUGAGUAAUUUUGCUUUGUGUUUUUGUUAUUUAAUGUAGAGUUUAUGUCGAUAAUAAUUUAAUAUACUUUGAUUAAAUGUAAGUAAAGUAAUAACGAAACUUUAAAUUUACAGUACAGUACCGUACCAAUUUAUGUCCAAAAGUUAGGUUAUUUCGAUAUUUUUUUGUGAGGCUUCGUGUAUAUAGUAUUCAUAUGCAGUGUAUAAUAUUUUUUAAUAGACUACGGACUUAACAAAGUAAGAAACUCGCUUCAAACUUUUUUUAAUUAAAAAAGUGGACAUUUUAUUUAAAUUGACCAUAGACAGCAAGUUUACUUAUAAUCUCUUCACAAAAUGCUAUAAUUUGUAUUAAAUAAAAUAAUUAUUUAUUAAAAUUACGAUAAGAAUUUAAUUCCCUAAUUGAUAGCGAUUGCCUUUUUUCGGCCAUUUAUAUUAAAAACAAAUUUGUGUAAUUUUUACAAACUGACAAUAAAUACAAAUAAAUAAAUCCGUGUAUACUAUUAUACAUAAUAUUUAAUAAUAAUAAUCAAUGUGUAGAUCACAUAUUGAUUUUAUUAUUAUGACUGCUAACAUUCUAAGGAGUUUUUGUUAAUUUUUAGGAUAGUCAACUACCUGUCCCUUUCUUAUAAUAAAUAUAAACAGAGAAGCUAAAACCAGUCAGGCUACAAUAUAUAUAAGUAGGUAAAACUUGAAUUUGUUAAAGAACUUUUUCAUACUUUUGUAUGUGUAUUAUACUAACUGAACCUGCGGCUUCACGGCUCUUGACAUGAAAUAAUUAUAAUUAUUUGACACAAUUAUUAUAUGACCUCUAAAAAUUACUAAUACAGUAUUUACCCCUUGCGUAUUAACAAGAUAAUCUAAUAAAAAGCUUGAAUUUUUUAAUGUCCUGUACGUAUUUAAAGUACAUAUAUAUACUUGUUAUUAUAUAUGAAUAACAAUAAACAAUGGUCCAUCUCAGAUAAAACAUAUCCAGAUAAAAUACAUCCCAGUAUUACAGACAAGCAAAGUUAAAAGUUUAAACAUAGGUAAUCCAAGAAUGUUUUAAUUUAAUUGUACUGUUUUAGUUGUUAAAAUUUAUUUGAAAUAAUUAUAUUGUUACUUUAUUUUUAACCACUUAGUCAAAAUUAUAUUUGUAUAGUAAAAAUACAAAUUACAUUUUAUAGAUAUAUUUAAAAAUCAUAUUAAAUUUGGUGUUUAAUGGUUAGUACACGGAUAAAUGUAUACUUAAAAUUUAUAUUAAUCGUUAAGGGCAGGGUAGGACAUAAAAAGAAAACACAUAAAGUGAAGUGAACGUUAAAAAUUAAUGACAUAAGGAAGAUACAUUAUUGUGCUCUCUAUUUACCGUAUUUUUUGAAAAUGUUAUCAAAAAGUAUUAAGAAAUCACUUAAAUUAAUGUUUUUGUAUCCUCUAACUUUUAUGACAGAAACAGAUUUUAUCUGUGAUAUAUUAUUGAAUUUUAAAUUUAACAGCUUGUCGUUUAACCGUUUCGCGGGCGUUUAGUUAAACGUCUAUCAUUGAGUGUUUAUCGUGUUUUGGAAGGUUUACGCUAUAUAGCAUUGUUUAACUAAUCUUCCAUAACUCAUUUAUAGGUAAAGCCUCAUUUGUAAUUUCCAUAUCAAAGUGACUUUGUUAAAACUUCAUUCAAGUCUCUGAGGCUUACUGAUAACCUAUCAUGUCAAACGUAAUUAAAACUGUUAAAAAAGUAUUAAUCGUAAUAAACAGCACAGAAUGCCUUGUAAAUUAUAAUAAGUAGGUAGA
Vanessa atalanta (red admiral) is the source of this 3248-nucleotide messenger RNA. Its product is annotated as graves disease carrier protein-like. Lineage: Eukaryota; Metazoa; Arthropoda; Insecta; Lepidoptera; Nymphalidae. Gene Ontology annotation, cellular component: mitochondrial inner membrane. Gene Ontology annotation, biological process: transmembrane transport. The record is from RefSeq and is a predicted model, not a curated record. The transcript has 6 exons. Bases 381 to 1340 code for a protein of 319 amino acids.